Messenger RNA from Paramuricea clavata, 7863 nucleotides. The record is from the annotation of a GenBank genome assembly. NCBI's taxonomy places the organism in Eukaryota, Metazoa, Cnidaria, Anthozoa, Malacalcyonacea, Plexauridae.
UUUAACUCUGGGCACUUGAGAAAAAGGAAAUAACACUUCACACUGAAGGCGAAGCAGCGCAAAGUAGACCCUCCUCAAUGCGAAAACCUUUUUAAAAGACUGAAGGUCACACGAUGACAGGGAGCAUUUGAUCAACUUAAGAGUAUCCGGAUAAGUUUACACAAUUAUGCAGUUUGUGGAUUUGUCUAUUGCUUAUUUGUCGCUCUUUUUCAGCAAAGUACUAAAGGAGUAAUUUUCCUUUGGAGUGACCGCGCAGUGAAAACGCUAACUGAUGCAAUUGGAUUGUAGUACCCUAUACUAGUGUCGCGUGAUUAAAUCGAAAUCAGAGUCUGUUAUAGGAAGUCAAAGGUAAGAAAAUUAUUGAACAUACAUUGAGCUCUUGUGAAUUUUAAAAAAAGGAAAAAGCGUGCAGGCUUCCAAUAUAUCUUACUAUAUAUACAUAUAGUCAUUUGUUGUUUUAUAAUACUUUUACUAAUACUAUAUAUAACUAAUUAUAGUAUAUAUAGUCAUUUGUUGUUUUUUCUCACUCUUCGCGUUGUCGUUCACCAUUAAUCAUUAUUCAUUCCGAUUGCUCCAUUGGCAUUGAUAUAUUUUAAAUGUUUUUUCUCUACAUAUAUAUACUUAAUCUUUUUCCAUUUGGCAUUUGCCCUGUUGGUCAAUUAAAUAAAUGUCUAUAUAAGACUAUAUGUAUAUAAUAAACUUAGUCUUAGACAUCAAAUGUGCUUUAACUAUUUAAUACUACAUAUAGUACAUAACUUCUUCGACGACUUUGAUAUGAUCAAUUGGGAAAAUCAGCGAUGGUCAAUGAAAUUGAUGACAGAGCGAUUUUUAAACUGUAUAAGUUACUGUCUUCGGUCUUGGGCCAUGCCAAUGGGAUACUUCCUUUUCACCUGCAAAUCUGAUGAGAUAGCACGAAUGCUUGCAGUUGCAACCCAUAUUGAUUAUUGGCUAUUGAGUUUUUUUUAAAAAUUAAAUGCACACUAGUAUAGUCUUAGAUAAUUUUGUUAUUUCAAUUCACAUUGAAUCGACAUUGUUACUUAUACAUGCACAUGAUUGUGCAAUGGGAAUGAAUGAUUUAGCGUCUUAGUCUUAGGCAAAUGUAGUGAUGUGUUUAAGUUAACAGUAUUUCUCUCCAAUCAUUCAGGCAAACGAAUAUAUUUAGAACAAUGUCAAUAUAUGGUCAUGCAGGCAAAUGCUGAAUGCAUUGAAUUUUUAAUCACUGCAAGUUGACAUGUUACAUAUUUAUGAAUUAUGCAGUAUAUGACUUUACGUCUAUAUUACAAAGUACUAGUUAAAGCAACAACAACAAUAUGUCUAUAGGACUAUAUUUUACUAUUUCAUAUUAGUUAAACUAAAGCAACAACAGCAAUAUACGCGUUAUAUAUUUUAUUCAUGAUAUUUUGAAUUUACAAUUACACUGUCACACACGUACACAGUAUCAUGCAAUGAUCGAUGUUAAUUAAUUUCCAAAAUGUUAAUUUUAAACCUAUUAUAAAUGUUGAUUUUUCAACUGCAUGCGCAGUGAGACUGCGCUCUCCUUACACGUACUGAGUUACAGCUUGUUACAGCAUAUAUUAUAUAAUCUCUAUAUAGACUCUAUAGAGCGUUUUUCAUACGGCAUGAUGCAUGCGUGCACGCACAUGCAGAAGAGUUUAAACUUUUUAAAUUUCAUAUUAGUACUAAUUACCUCAACAACAAAUAAACAUUAAAUCAUACAGAAAACUAUCUUUUUAUUUAUUUAUUUAUUCAAUCGUUUCAUUAGAAAGACUUAUACUUUUCCGUGCGUACACGCACGUAUGGAGAACACUCAACUGGAAAGCAGCCUUUCAUUUUUUCUUAAAUUUAUCAAAGUCCAAAGAGUAAGAGGAAGCGAAUUAACGUUAUCGGCAAUUCCAUAUUUCAUUAUAAGUAUGAAUAUUCCGUAGCUACAGUUAUAACUUAAUUUUGGAUACUUAUGUCUUAUACUUAAUAGUCAAUCGAGCGGGUUGGUAUAUUAUAGUGUUGUUAAACUCAUUCUAUUCUACAUAAUAUAUACUGCAAUUUUAUACUGUUGAGACGACUUAUAUCAUGCACAAAUCUUUAAUUUCUGGAACUUUUGCCGUUUUCUUAUCACUAUUGAGUAUUGAUUAAUAAUAUUUCAAUUAACAGUGCUGUUUAUAGUUAUCCCAGUUGACGUUGAUGGAUGAUUGCUUUAUUGUAUAAUUGUACCAAAUUCAUUCAUUGUCUUCACCGUGCUCAGCAAGUUUGCAUAAUCGUCAUGAUUGACAUGAACAAAAACAUUUCGAGUUUCUUGACAUCUUGUUUGAUUACAAUAAGCUCCUGGAACCCUUUCUACUUUGGCUGAUUGUUCAAACGAUAUGAUAAUUGCACUGCUUUAGCUGGUUUUAGAAUUUAAGUUAUUUUUCAUGUAAAAUCCUUUGUGUCCAAUUAUGAACACCAGUUUGUUGUAACGUUGCUGAUUGGAUUAACCACUGUCCAGGCAUAGGGCAUAGGCAUAAACAUGCACUUUAAUCGUAAUUUAAUUACUAAAUAGUGAAUUGUAGGGAAGCAGUAAAAUAUUAAAUUAUAUUUAAAGUAUAUAUGUAAACAUGGAUGUUUUUCACCUUUUUAUCACACGCAGAUAUCCUGCAAUCUAAAAGCUCUUUCAAUUGUUCGAAAAGUACUUAAUUGACGUUUAAAUAAAAAACUUUCUUUAUAAAGUUUUGUGGCAUUUCGCCAAUGAUAGAAGAUUUACAUGUAUCCAUAGUCCAUACGACCAUAUAGACAUGCAUAGCCCAUGCAUGCAGUAGACACAGCAACGACCUGUUGUGACAACGAUAUUUUACCGGUUGAAAUGUUUUUGUGAUAUUGUGGUUUUAUCUUAAUGUGAAGUUCAAGUCAAUUUGUUGUUAUUGUCUACGAUGCAUUUCUACUUUUCUAUAUAGUCGGUCAACAUUAGAAAUAUUGGCUUUCGGGAAAUGUUAUGGCCUGUCAUGAAUAUAUAAGGCUUAUUUAUAGCAUAGAAAAAUCUGGAAUAGAGUCAUCAGGAUGCAUGCACGCGUGUAGGUUCCAAACAAAAUCCAAACAUCCAACAAUGAAAGAGCAUAAACUGUUCAACUGGACCUAAUCAACCCCAUAGUCAUACCGUUGCUACCUGAUUUUUAAAACAUUGUUCCGGGACGAACAACUAAAAAUUACAGUGCGUAGGCCCAAGGCCAAGCACGUCAGUCUGUCGAAUGUAUGUCUUCUGAGUUCUGGCUUCGGUACAUUUUCCCUCAAAAAGGUUUAAGGUAUAGCUUUGCCAAAGCUAACCAAAGCACACAAAAGCAAUAUUCACUGCUGACACCAAAUAGUGAUUCAUCUGAUUUACUUCAUUAAUUCUUUAAUAACCAAUCAGAACGCAUGAUAGCGCAUUUGCAACCCAAAUUCGUGUAAUUAAACUCAAGAAUAGCUUAAUUAAAGUAACGGGCUUCUUCUGAUACUCGGAUAAAUAAUAACCAUUAUGCCCAUGUGAAAUGGUAUCCUAGGCUCGCCAGCAUGUUGAUAUAUUUUUGAACACUGAUAUGAUAUUUUAGUCUACUAAAGUCAUGUUGAUCACUAGGAUUUAGUUUAUCACAAUCAAACAUAUACAUGCUCCAAACAUUCCAGAGAUGAUUAUACAAGGGUAAGAAGAGACAUGCUUGUUGCAGUAAGUCUUGGUUUGUACUUGACAUCAUGAUGGCCAUGUAAGAGGAACGGUUUCCUCCAAUCUCAAGCUUAUAAAUCUCAAGGGAUUGAUUGCAAACCACCAAUACGUAAACUGCAUUAAAUAUGAUAUAAAAAUAGUGCAAUAUUAACAGCCAUGUAUCUCAUCCCCUGUAUCAGUGAGUUUGCGUUUAUUGAGUUUCUCACUCUUUGGUGAGCGGAUUACCCAAUUAACAGGCUAUUAUUGUCCAAUUGAUAAGCCAUCCGAGUUACCUACGAUUUAAGUUAUUUAACGUCCUUAUCCGAGAAGACACGAAAGUCUAACCAUUUACUGAUGCCAAUGUCAAGGUUGCUCUUUCUCCUCAGACAAUUACGUUAAGACGUUGAGUUGGGUUCUUAACGAGAAGAUUACCUAUAGGCUAUACUUAAUACUUUAUUAGAUAAGAAAAUUUAAAAUUUCAAUAUUUUCUCACUAUAUGCAAACGAACUUUGCCUAUCAUUAUAGGCUAUAAGGCAUGAUACACAAUAUAUAAAUAAACGUCACGAGAAAUUAACAGACAUUUAAAGUUUCUUCAAUAAAAACUGGUAUUGUUCUGGCAAAUGUUUAGAAUUAUUGUCAGAUUUUAUAAUGUGAAUCUUCGCCGAUGGUCGCCUUUGUCAAUUACUUUGCCGUUUUCAAAGUCUAUUCAGUGAUUUUUGUUCCAAGCAUGAUUUGCAAUGUUUGAUCCACUCUUGCAUUGUUCAACAUUUCUUCUAUGUUCAUUUCUCCUGGUGUUAAAAGCUCUAUAAUUUAUUAUUGACAAAGGCGGCGCACUGCUACAAAAAAUGCUGACAAUGAUUCUAAACUUCGUCAGAACAGUGAGACCACUACCACUUUUUAUUGAAGAGACUUUAUAAAUCUAUUAAAUAAUUUUAUAAAUCUAUUAAUACCCUAGUCAUUAAUCAUAUAUGUAGGCGGAAAUGUCACUCUGUUAUUGUAAAUUGUUGUAUUUUAUCUCAUUGUUAAACACCCGUUGCAUGAUUGAAAGCUUGCAUGCAUGUGAAAUAAAUAUUUUAAACCAGAGAAUGUCCAAAAACUCAAUAUGAAUAAUCCUAUUCCUGGUUCGCCUCAAACAUCUUUAAAUAGGAAAAAAACUAACUGCAUUAAAAAAUAUUUUUGAGCGGAGGCUUCCAGCAAGUUCGCCAGUGGCAUGCAUAGUGCACAGUGGAUGGAAUAGUGGCAACGUACUAACACGUGCGCCUACGAGUUCAUACGUCGAAUCGAGGCAUGUUUUUCGUUCUUGUUCGUAUUUUCUUAAAAUGUUUUCAAACCUUUUUUCUACUAAAGCCGAUUUUCCAAUAGGCGACUUCCCCCUUUGUCGGCAUCGAUUACACGUCAGCUAAAGCGACCGACAAAGGAAAAAGCGACCAAAUUCGCCUAGUGGAAAACCGGCUUGACUUUGACUUUCUAGGGGGUUAAGUUCAGGACAGGCGCGGACUCUACUUUCUUCAAUGAUCUCGUUUCCCUCUACCAAAACCUGUUGUGUCAAUUGUCUAAUACUCUAUCGAGACCUUAAAACCGGCCAUUGAGUAAUAUGCAGAAUCACGUCAUAGAAUUUGUUGGUAUACUCAAUGUCUUACGUUGGUAAAACCAGACUGACGUGGGUUCCUAAGAUACGUCCAAGGAUGGUAAAUAUUUCCUAAUGGCAGUCCAUUGAAUUUCAUUGUCGCUUUUUGUGAAAAUACUGUAUAUAAUUUAUACUGAUAACUUUUUGCUGACAUAAGUAACUAACACCACAAAAAUAAAAAUUUCGAGACAAAAUAUAAUUUCAAAUCCAACAUUGGUAACUGAAGCGGAUCCCUAUGUAGUCCAUUGGCCAAAUAAUUCAACAAACAUGUUUUGAACAAUUAUUCAGAUUACUAUUAUUUAAUUGGUUAAUUGGCUUCUAAUUGCUACUUAUCUUGCUAUAAAUACAACCCUUAAGACCAGGCGUGCGAAUGAUGUGAUGUUGUUACUCUGUCGAGAUCUCACAAGAUGCUUAAUAAUUGUUAAGGUAAAAAUCAUCAUUUAAAGUGGUCGUCGACAUAUAUAUGAUGGUGUGAGUUGAAACAUAAUUGAUAUUUCUACAUCAACUCGUUAAAGUACAUUUAUCGAUCCAGACAGAAGGCAAAGCUUUACUAGUUAAAGAGGCAGUUGUGGUGAAUAUAAUUAAAAAUCCAAGGUAAAUUAGAGAUAAUUACUAAUUUUUUCAGAAACAACGGGUUGUCAGAGUAGACAGCGAUCUCAGGAACACAGAAAAGAAUCUAGAAAGCCCCAGUCUCGGCCCCAGGCUCAGUAGUAAAGAGAGGCUCUUUGAUCAGUUGUGUAAUGAAUUACGAUUGUGAACUUCUGAAUAUAACGUUGUUGCCGUGUGUGUAAACGCCUCCUUGUUCUUUACUACACCACCACAAGCAGUUCUUACGUUACUAUUAGAACGUUACUAUUAACUAUGAGCUAUAUACAUUACUUGGGAAUUUUCCAGUACUGAUAUAUAUAAAUGUACUGACAACCAUAAUUCUUUCAAGUUUUUUAUCAUAACCAUUAAGAUUAUUAUUGAACAGAAUGUUUUUAACCAAUUGCAAAUGUUUGUUCCUGGUAACCGUUAUAAUUAUCGAAAGCAUGACAACGGAACAUUAAUACGUACGUACAACUAUAUAGAGAAUAGUUAAUUGUUCCACUUUUAUGGAGAUAGCUGGGUGAUCUGAACUACCCCUUUCACCUCAGUCAAUGGUCUAAUGUGGUCCAGUGAUAGUCAGAAAUUGGUGUCUAUGUAUGUCGGGUCCACAAAACGCAUGGUAAUGAAAAUCUAAAUUUCGACCAGUACAGUCGAACCUCCUUUACUGGCUGUCUGCUGGAUGUAGGUUGGGCUUAAUAUUUAUGGUUUGUCACUUUAGAAUUUCAAAAUGCGUCCGUUGGAUUAGAAGAGGUUAGCAGAUGCCACUAUAAAUUAUAUAUUGGUAUUAAACCAGAUUAAUAUCAUUAUACCACUAAAUAUAUAGUGGUAUUAAUAAUUAACACUGUGGUUAACAACCAGUUAUCAGUAUCAGAUCGAUUUCCCGGUUACUCCAUAUAGUCCAUUUUCAAACUAGUUACUCCAUCUUGUUCUAACCUUGCUCUAACUACAACGGUUUACCUUCUAGAAUUUGAAGUCUGAUAUGGCAUUUGAAGGCAACACGUGGUACACAUAUCUUAUUUACUCAUUAAUUGUGACAAUUGCAAUCGUUGGAAACAGUUUGGUGCUCUACAUCUAUUUCACAAAACCACGGUAUUUGAAACAUUCCUACAACGUAUUUAUAUGCAACCUGGCUGUUACAGAUACCAUCACCGCUAUUUUUUUGAUAUUCAGUCGGUACCUCUAUCUUCCAUCGCCACCACCUGGUUUUAGUGCCAAAGAUGCUUACUGCAGGGUUAUAUGGUCAGCAUGGUUACCAUUCACACUGGGUUAUGUAUCUAUAUACACCUGUCUGGCUUUAACAGUUGAACGUUGGUUGGCAGUGAACAGACCACAUCUCUACCUAACACUUCAGGCCAAGCAGGCAGUCAAGGCUGUUGUUGGAGUAUGGUUGGUAGGAAUCCUUGUGAAUAUUACGACACUCUUCCGUGCAAAGUACAAUAAAGAGAAAGAUGAAUGCAUGUGGACUACACUGGCUGUUGGAAACGAUGAAUUACCUUGGGUGGAUUUCACACUACAGUCAAUUGUUCCUUUUGCAACUAUGAUUAUUCUGUAUUCACAUAUCAUCUACACCUUAUACAGGCUUAAAUUUGUUGUUGGACAACAAAACCACCCAGUAAAGAAAGUUACAGGCAUGGCUUUAGCUGCAUCACUUGCCCUAAUCGUUGGUUGGCUACCAAGUCGUAUUAGCUUUUUGUUAAGUAAAUUUGGUUAUGUUGAUCCAAACAGUCUACUUCACUUCUGUUUAAUAAUGCUUGCUUUCAUGAACAUAUCUAUCAACCCCUUCUUAUAUGGGAUAUAUUGCUCACAAUUUCGUGAAGAUUACAAAUCUAUCUGCUUGGGAGUAGUCAAAAGACUUAGCUGGAUUCAACCAUCUGAAGCUAAAGCGCGAGAUAUUGAAAUGCAAGGAAGGGUAAAUAAAGGUAUGAUAGAUCCAAAUGACGAAACAGUGAUAACGAUAAAAAGAUCAUCGUUAGGUUCUAAAAUUGGAUAUAAAGUGGGUCGAUGA